AUGGUACCGAAUUUGAGAACAAUUUCACUGGUAGCUGACAUUACGAAGCGUUUCGAUCACUUAAACACAACCAGGAAAGAAGGUGGUGGAAGGAAAUUUCGAAAUAUGCUCAAUGCUGUGAAGUCGCAUAUUAUACUUCUGGACGCUCGUUUGAAAAGAGACGAAUGCGCGGAUGGUCCAUGCGUGAACGGCGGAACGUGUAUCGAUCUUUACAACAAGUUCAUUUGCAUUUGCCCCUCAUUGUAUGAAGGCGAAACUUGCGAAAAACGUGUUGAUGAAUGCAGCCUAUAUCAAGGAACACCCGCUGGAUGCCAGAAUAAUGCAACUUGCAUUCCAAGGACAACCGGAUUUCAUUGUGAGUGCCCACAAGGCUUCCAUGGGACCCACUGUCAACUACGAGCCACAGCCUGUGAAUUUUCAUUGGAUUUAUGUGGUCAAGCUGGACAUUGUAUUCCCACGCAACCACCUCCAGGAUCUAAUGAACCGGGCUAUCGUUGCCUAUGUGAGUGGGGUUAUCGUUCUUCAGCUGAUAAGAAUAAUCCAGUUUGUGAGGACGUGAAUGAGUGCGAAUCAAGUCCUUGUUAUCCUGGAUCAACUUGCAUCAACCUGCCAGGUUCCUUCAAAUGUGCUGGAUGUCCUGCAGGAAUGACUGGUUGUUACGAAACCUGCUCAAAGGAUCCACCUGUGAAAUGUAUUAACACUAUUGGAUCAUAUGAAUGUGAAUCUUGUCCUGCAGGUUACAAAGGUAAUGGCCGUAUUUGCAAAAAGCAGAAUCCAUGCGAUUUAUCACCGUGUCACGUACAAGCAAAGUGUUAUAACAUGGGGAUAAGUUCGUUGAAUGAGGAGGGUUUUCGAUGUGAAUGUCCCCCGGGAAUGAUUGGAGAUGGUAUUGGUGUUGAUGGCUGUUACUACUCCAAUACUAGCCUUUGCCUUGGUGAUAUAUGUCAUAAUCACGGAACAUGUCAGGUGCUCUCAGAUAGAGAAUACAAAUGUCACUGUCGAUGGGGUUACGUUGGGAGGCACUGCGAAUUGCCUACAGCCUGUUUAAGCAAUGUAUGUCGUGGUCGAGGUGAUUGUUUGGUGCAACAAGACGGUUCAUUUAAAUGUAUAUGUCUGAGAGGUUACUAUGGUCCGACUUGCGAAUAUGAACAAGAUGGUUGCGGAGGACAUGUAUCAAAUUCAACAGGUUCGAUCAAGUACCCUGACUGGACAUGGUAUCAUUUUAGUAGGAACAAAACUUGCGAAUGGAUCAUUUCUGUAGAUGAACCAAGUAAAGUGAUUGAGAUAAACUUUACCAAUUUCCACUUACCUACACGAGUGGCAACUUGUUCUGCAGCUGAUGCAAAUGUUACUUUACGUGACGGACCAUAUGCAAAUAGCCCAUUAGUAGGAGUAUUUUGUGGCUCACGAGGAUCUGCGACUGUUCCUGUGUCUCGUCCAAUUUAUUUUUCGUCCAACAAAGCUUAUAUUGGAUUCGUUUCUGCAAAAACUAGCAUUGGAAUUGGCAAUUUCGCACUGCGAUGGCGUGUUAUUGAAAAAAAAUGUGGUGGACGGAUUUACGGUGAUAAAGGAGAGAUAUCAUUGCAUGGCUAUGAAAAAGACAAAAUAUGCCAGUGGCACAUCUCAGUCAAUCCUGAAAUGCACAUAGAAAUCACUGUGGAACCAAUUAAAUUUGCUACAGGGGAAAUCAGAAAUUGCUCACUGAACUCACUAGAAUUAUUUGAUGGCUUAGAAAUCGACGAGACAGAGCGUAUAUUACAUUUAUGCAGCAGUGAAUCAACAAGGACUUUGGUACGCACAACACUGCCUUAUUUUACAGUUUACUUCAAGAGUAAUUAUCCAUCUGACCUUCCAACGGAAAAUUGUGAUGGUGAUCCUAUUUGCAGUCGGGGUUUUACAAUUCGUUACAGAACGAUCAAGCUCGAUAAGGAUUGUGGUGGAACAAUUUUACCCGAUGCGGCCGGCGUUUUUGACGGUUAUAUUCAAUCUCCUAAUUACGGUUUCAACUACUUUCCAAAUUUAGAUUGUUUGUGGUUGCUCGAUGCAUCCGCCAUUGCUCACGGUGAUGAUGCAAUGGUGAUAAAAGCUGAAGUCAUUGAUUUGGAUAUACCUUCAGAGCCACCAAAAUCAAGCCAAAAAGUGUCAUCUCAUUAUCGUUCAUCGAAUGUAUACACUAUACGUCCACUGCAGCGUCUGUUAACUUUUACAAGAUCAUGUCGCUUCGAUUACAUCAUUUUUAAAGAUGGCGGCGAUGCGUCACAGCCUAUACUGGGAAAAUACUGUAACAGCAAACAACCUCAAGGUGCCAUCGUCUCUUCAACUCCAAAGAUGGUAGUGCAGUUCCAUUCCAAUCAGUCUGUCAACGGAAAAGGCUUUAGAAUCCACUAUUCAACUGUAUGUGAGAAACAUUUCACAUCUGCAAAAGGAUUCAUUCGCAGUUCUAAUUAUCCCAAUGGUAGUGCAGAAGCAUUCAAAUGUACAUAUAUCAUAGAUGCCGAAAAGACAAAAGCGAUAAAGUUGAAAUUCGAUUUCAUAGGAUUGAAUACCGAUAUCAAAACCUGCUUCUAUGAUGUUGCUAAGCAUGAUUCCAUCGAAGACUACGUCGAAUUCUCAGGUGGUCAUGAAUCUCAUUAUCAAAUUAAUAAGCGGUACAUUUGCGCUCGCUAUCCAUUUGUUGCACCCGAAGGAGAAAUGGUAACAAGCGCUUCGAAGCCUCUAAAAAUCACAUUAAGUUCGAGUGGUAUUGAAAAUAAAGGCAUUCUAUUUUCAUACGAACGAUUUGAUGUUGGAUGUGGUGGAAUAUUUGAGGGUGAAUCUGGUAGAAUAACAAGUCCUAAUUAUCCGGACAAGUAUCUUGCACACAUGUAUUGCAUAUAUGUCAUUAAUGCAUCGGGUAAACGGAUUAAAUUGACAUUCGAAGUAUUCGAAUUGGAGGUUGUUCCGAAUCGAGAAGAUUGCUCCUAUGAUAAUGUUGAAAUCUAUGAUACUUACGUAAGCGAUGAUGAGUACACAAAAUUUCAUGGAAAGUUUUGCGGUACAUUGCUUCCACCUCCAGUUUUAUCCACUGGGAGUCAAUUAACUGUCGUUUUCAAAAGUGAUCGUUCAGUGAAUGGUGCUGGUUUUGUUGCUAAAUGGGAAGUUGUUGAUGAUAAGCUUGAAUGCCAUAAAACGUACACAGCUUCCAGUGGUAUUAUUGAGAUUCGUCCUAAAACUGAAUUAAACAUUGCUCAAUGUGACUACCAAAUUGCAUUGCAGUCCUCGAAACGAAUACUACUUCGGUUCGAGAAUAUAUCAAUUCCUUGUGAGCAAGGAACACUUAUGUUGAGGAAUGGAGUGAAUGAUCAGUCACCUGGUUUUGGAGGACUCUAUCGGGAUUCAGAAGUAUGUAACGACCAUCCUGUGAAAGAAUUACGUUCACAAGGCAACCGUGUUUUCAUGCGUCUUAAGACAAGCAAUGCUCCUUCGGUGCAGUUCAUAAUUUAUUAUGAACAAAUAGAUUCAGAUUGUGGAGGACGUUUGGUCGGAUUCAAUGGCGCCUUAUCAGCUCCUCAGUAUCCUUUGAAGGAUUCACGAACUUUAAAUUGCGACUGGCACAUUUAUGUCGCCGAAGGUAACCGAGUUCGUUUCACGAUUACAAAUCUUGAUGAUUUGAAUUCAGCCGAUUCUAAUGGUUUCUGCUCUUCGUUCGCUCCCAAUUACAUCGAUGUAGCCGAGGGUUCAUCACUAUCAUCACGCAUACUCAGACGUUAUUGCAAGAAGGAAAUUUCGUUAUCGUCGAUUGAUUCUGAAACAAAUGAACUAACGGUUCGAUAUCGUCAACAUGGUGGGACUCCUUUCGGCUCAAUUUUUGGAUUUCUCGCUCAUUAUACCACAGUAUGCAAUGAAAUCUUGUUGUAUGGACAUCACGGUAUUCUGCAAAGUCCAGGCUAUCCAGAUCGGACUUUGGAAAAUCGUUUUUGUAAGUGGCGUAUACAAACGACGGAAGGAAAUCGUUUGCGAUUAAUAUUCCACAUGUUUAGGAUUGUAGAAUCAAAUUCUCGCCUAGCACCUGCUUGUCUUAUCAAUUAUCUUGAGUUUGGAGAACAUCAAAUACUAACGUCUUCAGUUACAAUAGAAGAUCAGCAAAAUGAAACAGAAGCAGCCAGGAAAUUCUGUGAUCGUUUUGGUAAACCAGUUUGGAUUGUGACGAGAACUGAAUUCAUUGACAUAACAUUUUCUUCAAAAAACGAACCCGAGAAUCAUUUCUGGCUCUCAUGGUCUAAUGAAGGAUGUGGCGGUGACCUCACAUCACCUACUACAGUAGCUGUUCACGUGGAUCAGUUUCUGAAUGAUUCAAAAAAUUACGAAUGCACGUGGAAAAUAAUUGCUCCUGUUGGGAUGCGAGUAUUGUUUCAAAUCGAUAGACUGUCAAUAUUUCAAAUAACUGAAGGUUGUGUCGCGGAAGAUAGCGAGCAGUUCAAUGGUUUGGCUUUUUAUUCGGGCAGAAGCAAUAGAACGGGAUUUGCUCAAAGAGUUAUUUGUUCGAGUGUGCAAGAUUUCAACUAUUCGUCUCAUACAAAUGAAUUAUUUGUAAAAUUCAGAAUUCCCAAUAAAUCAGCUAAACCAGACAUGGAAAAACGUAUUCUCACAGGAAAAGUGCUAUUCGUAUCUGCAAAAGCAAAUGACGAAUGUGGAGCUGUAGUGGAAAUCAGUCAAGGUGAGAAGUUGCUGUUGCAUUCUCCAAACUUCCCAAAACUUUAUCCGAAAUCAGUUGAAUGCAUUUGGUUAAUUAAAGCGCCAAGUGGAUAUUCAAUUCAGUUUAAUUUGACUCACUUCAAAACCUUAAGUUAUCAUCCUCAACGAACAAACAUGAAAAUAUGGCGUUCUAAUUUAGUGCCUAAUAUUACAAGCGGAGAAAUUUUAGAACGUUUUUGCCAUGAUUUGCAACAAACAACAGUCGUUCGAUCUACUACUGAACAAGCAUUAGUCACAUUCCAAGGUAGCCCAUAUGAGCGAACGUAUUUGUCCGGGGAUGACGAACGUACCCAUGAUAUUGGAUUCCUACUGUAUAUAUCUUUGGUAUGUGGGGGCACACUAUACGCUGGAGAUGAACUUAAAACGUUUCAGUUCUAUGUAGAAAGAGAAGAUAAGUGCAAGUUCCUGAUCAGAGCUCCAGAUGGCCAGCACGUGUAUUUGCGUAUCGAUCGUUUACGUUUUAAAGAACGUAAAGCAUCAAGAGGGCGUAAGAAAACUGGUGCUACAAUUGCUAUUUAUGACGGUGCGCAGGAAGAUGCACCUUCUCUUGGAAUAUAUCAUAUUGAAUGCCAUCCGUCAAUAGAAAAAAUGACACGUACAUGUUCAAAUCGAGAAUUACGCUCAACAGGCAAUGUUCUCAGCGUGCACUUAAUGGAGCUUAAUUCUUUGCAUUUAGAGCAUAUUUACUUUUCAUAUUCAACUCGAAUUGAAAGUUGUGGUGGUACCAUUCAUUCCAUCGGUGGAACCAUAUAUUAUCCUUUUAUUGAAAACGACUUUGAAUGCGAGUGGGUUAUCAGAAAUACAGAAGGAAAUAAAGUGGAAUUAGAAAUCUUUUCUUUGAAGUUACCAUUUUCGGAAUAUUGUGCAGAAUCAUAUCUGGAGAUUCGAGAAAACAAUAGUAGUGGAAAAAUUGCGAUGAGAGCAUGUUCUUUCGAAGAUGUUGUGCCAACCGUAACUAGUCAAAUAUUCUGGAUUAAGUUAAGAUAUAUUGAUGGCGGAGAUGAUCAUAGUGAUAUUGAAUCAUUCAAGCCCGAAUUAAUGAUCAAAUUCAGGAAAGUUUUUGGUGGAGUAGCAAAUAGCGCAGUUAUUAGUUCGCCGUCAGCCGACGACUGGAAAUUGUUCGAAAACAAACCAAUUGAGUGGAAUUUAAUUGGUCAGGUUGAUCACUGGCUAAAAAUCUCGAUAAAAGUUAUCGAAAUACCUGAUGAACAAGAGGAAAAUAUUGACCCAGACCAGAGAGACAUGUUGAAAGGAUUGAUUUUUAACGAGGGAAUUUGCAUGUUAAAUGAUAAAAGUGAUGGUUGCGGUAGAGUGGAAUUUGUCUAUACAGGGUACAUACCCCCAAAUGACUUCAUCAUUAAAUCACACUUAGCUACAGUUUUGUUCCACGCACAACCAGGAAGUUCGUUUCGGUUAUUCUGGGAAAGCAUUCCAAUAGCUUUAGCUAAUGCUUCAGUCCAGACAAAUGAAAUGACUUCCGAAAAUUUGAUGCCAGAUUUUAAUUGUGGUAAAACACUUACGGCAAAUUUUGAAUCUCAAUAUCUCACGAAUCCAGGCGGUAUAUCGGCAGAUGGCAAAUUCACUACUGUGGCUUCACAAACCUCAACUACAAAAUCAUGGCGAUCUAAUUACAUGUAUCGGUUAUCAGCAUGGUACGGAGGGUACGCAAAUGAGCUCAAGUGUAGGUGGACAAUUGUUCGACCAAUGUUUGCAGGAAUAGCACUGAAAAUAAUUUCGAUGGAUCUUGAGGAGCACAUUGAUUGUCGUUUUGAUUAUGUUGCUAUUUCAUCUGAUACAAGUGGUGUUACUUAUGAAAAUGGACAGUUGGUAGGCAAUGUUAUGAAGUUUUGUAAGCAUAAGGAUGUGGGAACAGAAGAAUUGUUUAGCUCGGAUGAGAUAGUAUCAGUUUAUUUCAUGACUGAUCGUAAUAGAGCCGGAAGAGGUUUCGUCAUUGAAUAUAAACUUGUUUGCGUGUCAUUCAAUUACAUUUCGGCAUCUUUGGGUAUUUUUAAUCGAACUCUAUACAGUCCGAAUUAUCCAAGUGAUUACAAAAACAAUUUAACGUGUUCAUGGUCAGUUCUGCUAGAAAGUAGCAGACCACUUCUAGUUAAAUUUCUCUCUAUGGACAUUGAGGAAAGCCUAGCAUGUACCAAAGAUAGUAUUACUUUGCAGUCCAAUCCCACUCAUUCAGAUGGAACUGUUAUCGAUAAAUUAUGCGGUAAACUUUCUGGAUGGAAUAAAACUUUCUCAGACGGACGAGUCUUCAUAAGUUUUGUAACUGACUUAGAGGGAUUUGCGCUUCAAUUAACCGAACAAGUGCAUGACUGUAGUUCUGAUCAACUUGUUUUGACCGAAGGAGAUGCAGCACAAGUGCUCAGUUCACCUGACUUCCCCAAAAUGUCACCAAAUUCCUUGGAUUGCGUGUGGACAAUCAGUGCACCUGGUGGGCAUCGUAUAAAGUUUACUGUUGAUCCAGUCAGUUUUGAUCUUGAAGACAAUUCAAUGGAAAAUGCAUGUACGGGUGAUUUUCUUGAGAUUCGUGAUGGACCUUCAAGAUUAUCCCCAUUGAUUGGGAGAUAUUGUGGUACCAAACCACCAAGCUCCAUAUUUUCGACUGGGUCGUAUUUAAACAUUCGUUACCAAACAGACUCCUUCGUUCAAUCAUCGGGAUGGAAUGCUACAUAUGAAAUCGCAUCUUGUGGAGGUAGUGUUGUUAUUCCUAUAAAUGGAAGUACUGUAAUUAGAAGUCCAAAUUAUCCUGAACCUUAUCCGAAUCAAGUUUCUUGUGAUUGGACUGUAAUGGCAACUCGAGGUCACUACGUAAAUGCAACAUUUGAUCAUUUAUGGAUUUCAUUCACAGAAAAUUGUACUGAGGACUUUAUCACUUUACGAGAACGUAACGAUAAAGGAGAAUAUAUUUCGGAACCAGUAUGUAUAUCAAAUCAAGUUCGUGGAAAGCAUUUUACAACAGCUCAGAAUGUCAUGCAUGUAAAAUUUCGAGCAAACAAUACAAUUAGUCGAUCAAGUCGUUUAUUUUGUCUUGAGGGGAAAUGUGGUUUCCAGCUUGAUUUAGUUUCCAGCAAACUUGAAUGUGGAGGAGAUAUUAAUGAUGAUUAUGGACGAAUUACUGUGCCUGGAUAUCCAAAUCAGCUUCAAACACAUAUUAUAUGUGAUUGGACAUUUCGUGCAGGAAUCGGCUAUCGUUAUGUUUUCGAUUUUUCAUUUGUCAAGCAAGAGACGAGAAAUUGGUAUCAGCUCGAGUUUGAUUUUGAUAAACAGGAACAUCAUAAUCACAGAUUGUUACAGAAUUUUUAUUUGAACACUUAUAACGAGGUUGGAUGUUAUCCUGAUAUUUAUUUUGCUAAUGGCAUAAAUACUUUGAUGGAUUCUUACAAUUUUCACCACACUUUUUGUUCUAAUGCAACGCGAUUCAUAUCAACGGCAGAUUUUGUUGUAAUACGUUACGACGACCAUAUUGCUAUGUUUGAAAAGCGAAAUAUGCUUGAACGUGGAGUACCGUCAGAAAAAAUCUAUGCGCCAUUCCGUAUUGACUACUUUAAAGUACCUGCUGAAUUCGAUGGGAACGGAUGCAUGUAUCAUGUGAAAAAAAAUAAAACGAUUGAAUUCAAGGGCCAGAACUUUACAGAAAAUCUUCCCGCACUAUUAUCUAGAAUUGAUUAUUGUCACUUAUUAAUCGAACGACCAUUCCCGUCUGGUACUACUGUACUGCGUUUCAAAAAUUUCUCGUCACCUGAAAGUACUUUUAGGAACCCAAACCGACAGUGUUUGGAUACCGACAGUUAUGUUUCUCUCACAGCUUCUGGAAAUGAACCAUGGCCUCUAGAAGCGCGAUUUUGUGAUGGAUCACUUAAAAAAGCGAAUAAUUUUACUGUUGCAUUACCACAAAAAAUUUUUGACAUCCAUGUAUUCCAACAAUUGCAUUUUUCAUCCAUCUCAUUUAAUUUGUCCAUCCAGUUUUUGCCUUGUGGCGGUUUUAUCCAAGGACCGGAACCAGGCGUUUUAACAAGUCCUGGUUUUACCGAUCUUAACAGUACUUACGAACCUGGUAUGCAAUGUGUUUGGAGCUUGAAAGCUCCUGUAGGUCGAAUUGUCAAGAUUAAGAUAACAGAUAUGGACUUGGAAUAUAACGUGGAAUGUAAGCACGAUUUUUUGAAAGUGUUCGAAGGAGGAGGUACUGAUGCAUCAUUAGUGCAUAUAUAUUGCAACAAUCCACAAGAUGAACCUGUCCAAGAACGAUUUAGGGAAGUAAAAUCGAGAGGACGAUACUUGACACUUUACUUUUACACGGACAAGUCGAUUGAACGCAAAGGCUUCCGUCUAGAAUAUAGUUUUGCUGGUUUUGAAGACGAAUGUGGAUUCACAACUAAUCGUUUAACGGGUACAAUAGUGAGUCCGAAAAACCCUUUUGAUUAUCCAAAUAAUGUCCACUGCUGGUGGGAUAUUGCUGUUCCUCUUGGAUAUCAUGUUGUCCUUGUAUUUAACCAUUUUGAUGUGCAGAAAUCAAAUGACUGCAGCAGGGAUUACCUAAAAAUCAGUCAAGAACAUCAGUCAAGAGCUAUGGCACCUGUAGGUGGUUAUUAUUUUCUCUUUGAUCAUGAAGAGGAAUUGAUGAAGAUUUGUGGAUAUGAUACACCACCUAUUUUUCACUCAGAGAGUAAUCGUGUUAAAAUCGAAUUCAAGUCAGAUGAAAAAAUAACAGGAAAAGGAUUCAACAUAACAUGGAAAUCAGGAUGUGGUACUACAUACCGUUUGAAUCAUGGUGUUGUAACAUCUCCUCAUUACCCACGUUUCUAUCCCAAUGAGGACAUGGAAUGCAAAUAUUUGAUAGAUCCUGAUUAUGAUGGGACACUCAUAAUUACAUUAAGGAUACUUGAUCUCGAACUUGAUCCUUUCAUUUCGAAUUAUAUCCGAAAACCUUGCAAUACGGAUUUCUUAGAGCUAAAGGAUAUUUCAAAGAAGCGUAUUAUUGGUACAUUUUGUGCGAAUAAUGCGAUCAAUAAACAAUUAGCACCCAUUUCUGUGAAGGGACCAAUCGGUAUACGUUUUGUUUCGAAUGUAUCGUUUACAGAAGAUCUUAUCAAUCGCCGCAAGCACUAUCGUGGAUUUAAAAUAUCGUAUGCAUUAUCAAAAUGUGGUGGUGAGUUGAGUUUGAAAGAAGAUAAAGGAUUUAUGUCAUCUGUGAUUUCAUCUCCCGGCUUUCCUCUUCCCUAUCAUCACAAUCUCGAUUGUGUUUGGAACAUAUCAUCAUCUGAAAAGCGAAUCAUUAGCAUCAAAUUCACAGAUUUGGAUUUGGAAGAAGCACCUGAUUGCGUUUUCGAUUUUAUUGAACUUUUUGAUAGUUCACAAAUGAAUAAUGUCAGCAGCAUGGGCAAAUUCUGUGGCUCCACUGUUCCAUUGAAUCAGAUGUUAACAACUGGAAGAUUUUUGGUCAUCAGAUUUCAUUCCGAUAGAAGUGCUUAUAGAGGAGGGUUUAGAAUGAUCAUAACUGCUUCUCUUGGUCCAGACAUGGGAUGUGGUGGUGAUAUUGUGAUUGAAAAUAGCUAUGAAUUGAAAACACCUCUGGAUCCGCAAACUGGUCUGUACUAUAACUUUUUACGCUGCGGUUGGACAUUGAAGGCUCCAGUAGGUAAAGUACUUAAAAUGGAGAUAACAGAGUUCGAAUUAGAAGCUCCAAAUGUGGAAAUCGGACGUUGCUAUGAUUAUGUUGCGAUUUAUGACGGAUAUAAAACUACAUCUCCUUUAUUGCUUUCCAAUACGUGCAGAAUUGUGGAAGAACUUCCAUUAGUCAUGCAAUCCUCAUAUCGUGCUGCAUACGUUUAUUUCGAAUCAGAUUCGAACAAAUCAUACAAAGGAUUUGUAAUAAAAUUAACGACUGUUACAGCACCUUGUGGAGGACGACAAAUAGCAACGAAUGAGCUUAAGGAAUUGCAAUACGAAAGUGAUAAAACUCUUACGCGAACAGCUCCAAAGCACCUGCGCUGUCGUUGGAUUAUUUAUUCAAAGGAACAAGUGCCAUUACGAAUCGACUUCAGUCAAUUCUCAUUUCCAUCUUUGUCAUCUGAUUGUUCUGAUGAGUACUUGGAAAUACGUGAUGCGGGCCUACCUGCAGAUUGUCAUCACCCUGCAUGUAAAACGGCCAGCGCAGCGUUACAAACUAUCCGAUUGUGUGGCAGUACUCUUCCUGCAGACUUUGUUUCAGGAACGAGUGUAGUUCAAAUAACAACAUCAGCUAUUCUGCAAACAUGUAAUCGGACGAUUAAUACAGAAAAUGCAAUGACCGGUCGUAUUACUAGCCCGAAUUAUCCAAAUCCUUACGAUCACAACAGCUCCUGCAUCACAACUUUCAAAGCUCGAGAAGGAUAUCACAUAUUAUUAGUGUUCAAAGACUUUCGACUAGAAAAAAUGCGCCGACUACUGUAUGGUCCAUACUCCCUUUCCAUCAGAGAAAUGUUUACUGGUAGGCGCAAUUUCGAUCGAUUCCCAAAUGGUCUAUUAAGCAAUGGAAUUUGUGAAUAUGAUUAUGUUGAAAUAUCAGGUUCAUCGGAAAACCAAACAGAACGAUUUUGCGACUUCAAAUUACCACCAAGUGUUUUCAGUUCUGAAAAUAAAUUAGAUAUUUCCUUCAUCAGUGACGGUACUAUGGCUCCUGGAGGAUAUGAUGCAUACUAUUUUACUGUUCGGCCAUCAGAAUACCCAGCAUUCACUUACUAUGAUUUUGGUUCAAUAAGUGAGAUGCAAGGAGCAAUCACAAAUAUUGGUUAUCCUGGCUACAAAACUCAUCAAAAAAUGAGAUGGAGGAUUGACCCGCCAAAUGGGCAUAGAUGUAAAUUGAUACUUCUAAAAAUGGACUUUGGUAAAAAUGUAAAUGGUGAAUGCACUGAAGGUGAUUACAUGCUGAUGGGCCAGAUUAGUUCUGGAGAAACUGAGAACACUCAACUGAGUUACCUACCUUGCAGAAAUGCUAUAUCUUUGCCUAAGGAAAUUCCUAUAGAACCAGGUACUUCUAUUCUCCUUGAAUUCUACUGUGACGAUGACUUGCAAAACAACGGUGAAGGAUUCAGAAUUGAAUGGAAUUGUGAAAAUUAUUUCAUUGUGCAAGUGUAA
Thelazia callipaeda (thelaziosis nematode) is the source of this 11859-nucleotide messenger RNA. Lineage: Eukaryota; Metazoa; Nematoda; Chromadorea; Rhabditida; Thelaziidae. The record is from the annotation of a GenBank genome assembly.